GCAGCUCGGCUCGUUCCGCCGCCGAAAAGGGACCCGCCGCCGCUACCGCCCCCACCCCCGUCCCGGGUCCGCCUCAGCCGGCCAUGGCGACCAAGAAAGGGGGCUCGCGGCUGGAGACCGAGAUCGAGCGGUGCCGCUCUGAGUGCCAAUGGGAGAGGAUCCCCGAGCUCGUCAAGCAGCUGUCGGCCAAGCUCAUUGCUAACGAUGACAUGGCAGAACUCCUCCUUGGAGAAUCCAAGCUUGAACUUUUUCUGAAGGAAAACCCUCUUAAGCAGGGUGCUAGUCCCUGCGGUCCCCGGCCAAAGUUAAUUGAAGUCAGGAAGCAUCUCACCGCAGCACUUGACCGAGGAAAUCUAAAGCCAGAGUUCUUACAAGAAGCCAAUUUAGUGAUGGCCAAAUUAAAUUAUGUGGAAGGAGAUUACAAAGAAGCUGUUAACACCUACGCAAGAGUGGGCCUUGACGACUUGCAGCUUGUUGCUGUGCCUCCUUAUCGGCUGAGAGUGAUUGCUGAAGCAUAUGCUACCAAAGGUCUUUGUCUAGAAAAGUUGCCAAUUUCCUCUUCAACAAGUAACCUCCAUGCAGAUCGUGAACAAGAAAUCAUUACCUGUUAUGAGAAGGCAGGGGAUAUAGCUCUUUUGUACCUUCAGGAGAUUGAAAGGGUAAUAAUGACUAACAUGCAGAACAGAAGCCCUAAGCCAGGACCUACAGCGCAUGAACAAGAGCUGGGAUAUUUUUUAGAAACAGGACUUCAGAGGGCCCAUGUCUUAUAUUUCAAAAAUGGGAAUUUGACAAGAGGAGUCGGUAGAUUUAGAGAGAUUCUAAGAGCUGUUGAAACAAGAACUACACAAAACCUACGAAUGACAAUAGCAAGGCAAUUAGCUGAAAUCUUGUUGAGAGGCAUGUGUGAACAGAGUUAUUGGAACCCGCUGGAUGAUCCUCCUCAUCAGUCGCCCUUGGAUGAUCCCCUUUGGAAAGGUGCGAACACUAAAAAUUAUGCCCUUAGCAGAAGACCACGCGUAUACUCUGGAGAAAACAUUUUCUGUCCUCAAGAGAAUACUGAAGAAGCUCUCUUGCUGCUGCUGAUUAGUGAAUCUAUGGCUAAUCGCGAUGCUGUAUUGAGCAGAAUACCAGAGCACAGAAACGAUCGCAUCAUCAGUUUGCAAAGCGCAUCUGUAGUCUACGAUUUGCUUACCAUUGCCUUGGGAAGAAGAGGUCAAUAUGAAAUGUUAUCAGAGUGCUUAGAAAGAGCUAUGAAAUUUGCCUUUGAAGAAUUCCAUCUUUGGUAUCAGUUUGCACUGUCCUUAAUGGCAGCAGGAAAAUCUGCCAGAGCUGUGAAAGUCUUGAAAGAGUGUAUACGUUUGAAACCAGAUGAUGCCACGAUCCCACUCCUAGCUGCCAAAUUAUGCAUGGGAUCCCUUCAUUGGUUAGAAGAGGCAGAAAGAUUUGCCAGAAUGGUGGUUGAUGUGGGGGAGAAAACAUCAGAGUUCAAAGCCAAAGGUUAUUUAGCCCUGGGAUUAACCUACAGCCUACAAGCUACAGAUGCUUCCUUGCGAGGGAUGCAAGAGGUCCUACAGAGGAAAGCUCUUCUUGCAUUUCAAAGGGCUCACACUUUGUCUCCAACUGAUCAUCUUGCAGCGUUUUAUCUGGCUUUGCAGUUUGCUAUAUCCCGGCAGAUACCAGAAGCUUUGGGUUACGUCCGUCAGGCUCUGCAGCUGCAAGGGGAUGACGCAAACUCUUUGCAUCUCCUCGCCCUCUUACUGUCAGCACAGAAACACUACCAUGAUGCUCUCAAUAUCAUUGACAUGGCCCUGAGCGAAUACCCAGAAAACUUUAUAUUGCUGUUUUCAAAAGUCAAAUUGGAAUCCCUCUGCAGGGGCCCUGAUGAAGCUCUCCUUACUUGUAAGCACAUGUUGCAGAUCUGGAAGUCCUGUUACAAUCUCACUAACCCAAGUGAUUCUGGACGGGGAAGCAGUUUGUUAGACAGAGCCAUUGCUGACAGGCGCCAGCUUAGUACAAUUACUUUACCAGACUUCAGUGACCCUGAAACAGCUUCUGAUUCCUCCACAUCUUCAUCUCUCUCAAGAAAAGAAUCUCCUCUCCACCUGUUCAUGUCUUCUCAGUCUCCUCACCCUCAUCCCAAAACUGAUACCUUUGUCUGGCCCUAUGCAGCCAAUCCAUGCUGUGACCACGUUCCUGGGCCCUGCGAACCUCCACUCUGCAAUCCUCCAGACGCUUACUUUCAUGGUUUUUUCUCCCUUUUUUCAGUUUGUUCAAUUCAUGCCACAUCAAUUGCAGCCUCCAGAGUAGAGCAGGCGCUGUCCGAGGUAGCCUCUUCCUUGCAGAGCAGCACUCCCAAGCAAGGCCCCCUGCAUCCUUGGAUGACUCUCGCUCAGAUCUGGCUUCAUGCAGCUGAAGUAUACAUAGGAAUCGGGAAGCCUGCGGAAGCCACAGCAUGUACUCAGGAAGCUGCUAACCUUUUCCCAAUGUCUCACAAUGUUCUCUACAUGAGAGGCCAAGUGGCAGAACUUCGGGGUAAUAUUGAUGAAGCCAAACGUUGGUAUGAAGAGGCCUUAUCCAUCAGCCCAACACAUGUCAAAAGUAUGCAGAGACUGGCUCUAAUACUUCACCAGCUUGGAAGGUUCAGCUUAGCUGAAAAGAUCCUUAGAGAUGCAGUCCAGGUGAAUUCAACGGCCCAUGAGGUUUGGAACGGCCUCGGGGUGGUUCUGCAAGCUCAGGGCAAUGAUGAUGCCGCCACGGAGUGUUUCCUGACAGCUCUGGAGCUCGAAGCUAGCAGCCCUGUGGUCCCUUUCACCAUCAUCCCCCGAGUCCUCUGAAAGACUAGCCAGGCAAACUGAUGGAUGAUUCAUCAUGCUUCAGCUGAAUGUGAGAACGUUAGGAAGCGUUUGGCAUAAAGCCUUCCUCCAGACACCCAGGGGCAGAUCUUCAGGCUGAGAGGUAACGCAACCAAGCAGACAAAGCUGUUCAGUACUGUGGGGAUUAUGACAUAUGGAAGCGAUGCAGCAUGUUAAUGUUAGAGUGAAGAGAAAUGACUAACCAAAAAGGGGAGGGGGGGAAUACACACAGCAAACCACCACUUGUGUAUCGCCUACUUAUUUUGCCCCCGUUGUCGUUUUAAGACCUGAUGCUAUUGUUCAAAUGGGUAUCGUGCCAUAUUUUGUUAGGUGACAUCUGAGUGUUAUGUAAAACUUUACAUAGAAUCAAACACCAAAUGCUAGAGAAAUAGAAUUCAAGUUAAAAUUCAGUGGCACAGCAGCCUAUUUUUAGUCAAGCCUGUCAAAGACCUGUUCUUGUCUCUUCAACCUCUCGGGGCCCAAAAUCAAAAAUGUGAAGUUUGCUGUUUCCAUCUCUACCAUAGUCCAGGCCAGCAAAUGAACUGAAAGGUUUUUGUUUUUAGUUGUUAAUAACUGUGACGUGUAACUAGCUAUUGCCUUUAUUUAGAAGAAAGGUGUGAACAAGAAUAUUUAUAUUUUACCAAUGUAUGCCUGUUUAAAAAGAAGGAAAGAAAAUAUUAGUUAUUUAAGUUUAACUUUUUUAUGUGAAUCCAGAGUUUAUUUAUCAAUGGAAAUAUGUAAAAAGAUGCUUCAGAUGGAAUAUUUACCGACAUUCCUUAUGCAUUAUACACCCACGUGGCUCAAUGGGAAGAUUAUGUUAAUAAU
Messenger RNA from Eublepharis macularius, 3677 nucleotides. It is a transcript of the gene TTC7B, whose product is annotated as tetratricopeptide repeat domain 7B. Gene Ontology annotation, biological process: protein localization to plasma membrane; phosphatidylinositol phosphate biosynthetic process. The transcript has 22 exons. Lineage: Eukaryota; Metazoa; Chordata; Lepidosauria; Squamata; Eublepharidae. Gene Ontology annotation, cellular component: plasma membrane. The coding region runs from base 84 to 2834 and encodes 916 amino acids. The record is from RefSeq and is a predicted model, not a curated record. Gene Ontology annotation, molecular function: protein binding.